GGGGCUGCGGGGCUCGAGUCUGCUGCUUGUUUUUAUUCACCGGAGGAAAAUUCACGUUUUUGAAAACGAAAGUGCAGAAAACAAAAGAAGGAGAAGAAGAAGGAGGAGGAGAAGGCGAGGGGGAAUAAAGUUCUAUCGCUCAGAAGAAGAGAAGAAGAAACGCGGUGAGUUCAGGCUGCUGCUGCUGCUGCUGCUCCGUCCCCGCAGGAUGUGAGAGAACCACAACACGAAACACUGAAAACUGAAGGCCUCAUCAAGUUCAAAGAUCGACAGAAGACGCUCGGCCGCGGACAAACAUGGCUCUGUUCUUCUCCGGAGCUGUUACAAGUUCACCGAUCAAACGACGGCUGAGGGCCAGUCACUCCUGUCAGAGCCUCGACCUGUCUCUCCUCUCUCCUGACUCCUCGUACGUCUGUUACUCGUCCGUGGACGGCGGUGAUCCGUGCUCCUGCCGCCGCUCGCCGCGUCUCCUCACCAACGGUUACUACAGCGUCACAGAGGACAGCUUCUCCUGGGACGAUGACGGCAACGUGUCGCUGACUCCCUGCAAAACCAACGUGUGUUACAAAGAGAACCUGGUCAGGGUUUUCCGGCGCAGACGGCGGCCUCGCAGCUCUCUGGUUCGCCUGCUGAGCGACGUGACGGAGAGCUGCCAGUCCUGGCUCGACGAGAAAGUCUUCAGAGGCGUGUUCGGGACAGGACAGAACCAGAUCUGUGACCAGGACCAGGACUGGGCAAGGACCGGCCAGGAGGACCUGGCCCCGUCGCACGAGUCAUCCUGGUCCGGAUUCAACAGCACCGAGCUGGACGACAGCCGCAGCUUCACUUACGACCACACUGAGAUCCCACCUCCACCUGACAAAGUGGCCCCGCCCCCGACACUGCUCAUCCAGGAGGAGAUUUGUUCUGAGAUAUGUCAAUCAAAAGAGCGGUUCACCCAAUCACUGGGCGGCCUCUCUGAAGUCCCGCCUCCCUCAUCCUUCUACACCAACAGCUGCUGCUGCCAGGUCUCACCUGAGCACACAGGAUUAACAAUGAGGUCUCUUCUCCUCUUCAUCCUCACCAUCUUCAUCUUCACUGCUCUAUACUCCGGGUGUCUGUUGUGGAGCGCGACGGUUGCAUCGGCCGUGUUCGUGAUGAUCACGUCAUUCAUGCUCCUGACAAAGUCGGGGCCAGUGGGCAAGUGGAGGAGGGCGAAGACGGAGGAUAUCACAUCAAGAAACGAGUAAAAGCAUCAGGAGACAGUUUCCAGUGUUCGUGAAACUAGAAGAGGGACAGAAAAGGUCUGAUGGACUUUACAUUUCACUAACUGUUUGUUGCAGUUAAAGGACCAAGUAAUACUGAGCUCCGAAAGCACUUUACAGAAACACCUGUUUGAUUCUUUGUCAGUAAAUGUUUUAUAACAAUGAUCACUUUUCGAAUGUAAAUCUUUAUCAGGAUGUGUUUUCUGUGCCGAGAUGCAUCGAUCAAAAGGGCUGAAAUUAAACUGAAGCUGACACAUUUACAGCAUUUAACCUUUAAAUCCAGAGCGAAGCCCCGGUAACACUGGCACGGUGAUGCAUCCAGGUGUUAAAGGUGUUAAGUGUUGGAACCAUUGCCAUGUAUUACCGGAGUACAAAAGCUGAAUCAGAUGUGUUUCUGUUAAACCGCUGAAGGAGCUCAUCAGCAUGGUGACACAAGUUACUGUCGUUCAGCAGCUACACAACAUAAAGAGUCCUGAUCAAAUAUAAAACAUCCAGAUGUACCUGAUGUAUUUACUGUAAGUGUGUCUUCGAUUGUUAAUAGUUGAACUUGGCUUGUUUGGGGUGUCCAACGUGACCAAACGUCAGAUUUUACUCGUCUGGAGAACAAAUUCACGUCCAGCAGCCAAACAAAUAAGCAGUGAGCAUCGCUGUGAAGCCUCACGUCUAUUUAAAAUAGACGAGCUGGAACUGGAACCACAGGAGAUAAGCGCCAAAAAAAAGGUGCAUGCAACAGCACAUAAUCAAGGAAACAGGAAGGGGUUCCCUGUUUUGAUACUGAUGAUGUAAAUGCAUCACGAGGAGGAGACAUUGAUUAUGUUAAUGUCACCUGACUGACAGCUGACUAAACAUUUAGUCAGUGAUUGUGGUCGGAUGAAGCCAUUUAUUAUCACACAAUUGUUGGUAAGAUUUUUUAAUCAUAAUGAUAACUGAAAUCACCCAGAUGGCCCUGAUCAAAAGGUUGCAUAGCACUGAAUUUCUAGCCUGGAAAUAUACACAGAAGCUGACGCACACCAGCUUCCACACCUGCGACUUGUUUGAUUGUAAUUAGUGUCCGUGUAUAAAAAGUCAGUCAGGUUCUGAACUGCACACUUAAUCCAGGGCUGCACCACCAAAGCAAAGCAGAAGACCAGGACGAAAAGGAUAUAAAAGGCUUUCAAAGGAAACACCAAUCAGUGGAAAAUUAGUUCUGUUGAUACCAAGACGGAGUCAGGUAGACCAACAAAGAAAAGCAAAGAAAAACCCACAAACAACCUCUGCUCAAAUACAGACUCCCUGCAAAAACAGUGCCGCGGCUGUUUCACGGUUCACAGUACCGAGGAGCUAAAUUCAUCAGCACAACUAUCUGCAGACGCACACGUUGUUGUUUCGGUGGUUUUUCAUAAACUUACCUCGUUCUGAUUGAUGCAUACAGUGACAUCAAGUUAAACAUGAUCAGAUGUCAUUCAUCUGAAACAGACUCGAUCCGUGAAGCCAGAGGAUGAUUGUUCUCUUGUGUAGCUUUAAGAGUAGCAGCUUUGUAUUUUAAAUAUUAAACGAUCACGUUGUUCUCUGCAGCAUUUUGUAGUGAAACUCUUCAGCUGAAGUGCCUUUAUAUCAGCCAGCAGAGCAGAAAUACAGAAUAAUACAGGGAAGUGUUUGAUUUAAACCUAAGAAAUGCUGCUGAAACAGAAACAGACCUGCUCCAGCGUUUAUUCUCUGUGUUUGGAGUGCUGGAGCAGAUGGGUGGAGUUUCCCACAUUAGGGAAACUUUAAACCAGCUCUAGAAAAUAUAGAUUUUCCAAUUUAUUUAGCUGUGUUCACUCAUUGGAUGUCUGAACAAAUUGCUGUGAAGAAAUAUAUGAGGCAGAUUAGUGGAUAUCCAAUCAUAUCCGAGUGCAGUCACACCUGUAAGGUUACUUUAAAGGAUGUUUCAGCAUUUUUGGAAAUGUGCUGAAGGUUCAGUGUUCAGAUGGACAUUAAUCUCAUGUCUGUGUGUGGAGCUGAAGGCAGGAUGUGGUUAGCUUAGCUUAGCAAGGGGCUAAACUCCAACCACCACAUAACUCAAAAAAACCACAGUGUUGUUUGUACAGUCUUAAUUAAUCAAGAAGAGUCCACUUAAUGAGUUAAUUAGUGAGCCUUAGAGAUUCUGAUUGGUGUCAGUUGCUGAAUUGAUCCAAACUGAUUAAAAUUUCUGAAUUUCUCCAAGUUCUCCAAAACUCUAAUGUCACCUGACUCAACGGCUCCUUCACUGACCAGCUGGGAAAAAGCAGUUUCACAUCCACUGAUCCACUUUUUCCUUAGCUUCAAAAAGAAAGUCCGCUGUGCCAGAAAGGCCACCUGGAAGGUUUCUGUGGGACAAACUCCACCCAGCUGGCAUCACAGGCAGGGAAAACCUAUUUACAACUCCACUGUGAGUCAGGUCUGCUUCUGUGUGAAUAUGUACAGUCACAUUUCACUCUAUGAUACUUUCUGCAGCAGCAAUAACUCCAGAAAACUCAACUGUGGUGAAUUUAACACCUCAAGUGUGCAGGGAGGAUCAUUUUGGGAUCAGGGAACCUUUAAAGUCACAAUAAAGGAAAAAAAAUCGUCUUUUGACUUUCAUCAUAAAUAUAAACCUCAUGCUUUGAAAAAAGAUCCACAAAGAAUCACACAGUCUCAGUAUCUGAUCGCCCGAAGCUCACAAAACGUCACAUCAAUGCAAACAGUUUGAUCAGUUAUCGAUCUGUGAUUCCUGUGGGAGGAAAAGGAAAAUGUUUUCAUCAGGAGAAGAGGUGAGGCAGGAACCCGGGACCAAGAAAUGUACAAAAACCAGUACUGUAUGACUUUAUAAGGCUUUGACUUUAUGAAGUUUUUUUACAUUCAGUCACGUUUGGGCCUCGAACCUCGCCAAGACUUUUAGCAAAGCUGAAGGAGGAAGAGAUGAGCUGUGCUUUGUUUUCACCCGCAGCACAUAUCAGCUCUGUCUGAGUGAAAUUUGCAUGGUGUCAUGUGAUUCUGUGUGUGAAGUUCUGUCGCUUUAUCUUUAGUUCAUGUUCCCGAUCGUCUGAAUGGAUUAGACUGAAAAACCUCCUUUCUGUUCAGACAGUUGUGAAAAUCAUUCAUAUAGGCAUUAAUGACCAGUUUGUGACUUGUAAACACUGUCCAUGUCGACAUCCAAGUCUGUAAAGUUUUUCUUCAUAUUUACAACUUGGUGUAAAAUGACAUGCGAGUUCCUGAACGCCUCACACGGUCCAAAGUCUGUCAUUUGAUGUAAUUAAACCAACAUUUGAUGGACGUAUUAGUAUUUUUAACCCUCACAUGUGUCGUGACCAUGGGAAGUCGUGACCAUGGGAAUCUUUUUGCGGCCAUCCGUCUGAUCUGACGGGAACGUGGCUUCAGAUCUGUGACAUGAAGCUUUAACGUUCGGUCACACCAGAAGGUGGCGCAGUGACAGUGAAUGAAUGUGCUUGAUGAUGGAGUCACUGCUCGCAGGGUUAGCUGGUGAACGAUUGUCGCCGCGGAGCUAACGUCUAACAUGCUAGCAACCUGACAACAAGCUCCUGUCUGGUCUCUGCUCUACUCGCUGUUGAAGAGGGAAACGCUUUAGCGAACAGGCAGCAUGUGCACGCUGUUGGGAAAAAGACGUGUUGGUGUGACGUCCUGUCUCCUAUCUGUGUGCAGCCACGGCUCUGUCGGUCGGUGGUGCAGAUUCAGGUCUCAGCUCACCAGAGUUGAACUUGAUUCCAUUGAAAAGAAUAAAUUUCGCUGCAGAAGUUUUCGGUUUUCAUGCUGGUGUGACCGGGCCUUUGCAGGUCGAAUGUCUCUCUUUCUGUGAAACUCACGAGUUUCUGGUUUGUCUGGUGUGUUUUUAUUCACUUAAAGUGCCAAAUGUGUAGAAAUCGUGACAAUUCAGGAAAUGUUACAUCACAAACACUUCAUCAGUGAACAAAAGUCAAGAUGUAGAUUAACACAGCUCUGCAUGACUUAUUACUUUGCAUUUAAAGCUGCACUUCUCAGUAUUUUUAUAUCCACGAUGGCUCAAAUGACACUGUGUAAUGUGCGAGUGAUGAUUGCAGCGAACUCUGCAGCUCUUUUAGCCUCUUUUAGCCUCCAGUUUUUGAACUGAGGGAACAUUGGACUUGGAUCCAUCAGGUGGACACGAACACCGCUCCAGUGGGAUGAUCAUGUUGGUGAUGUGUAAAUAAACGUUUGCUAACAUGUUCUUCGGUCCCCUGGCGGCCAACAACAUUUUAAUGCAGCUUUAAAUGACCAAAGUUAAAUGUGGAGGUUUGGUAGUUUCUCAUUGUGCUUUUUCUUUUAUAGAAUCACUUAUAAAAUAUUGAAUUUACUGCAAAGACAAGGGACAGAAAGUUUCUAUGACUAAAAUACAUUUAAUAUGAAUCAUCUUGAAUAAAUCAAGCCUAUAGAUAAGCUCGUAUCUGUGAUUUAAUGCAGCUGAUGAUGUUGUAUAUUGUUUUUUUUAUUAUUGACUGCACUUGUUUCCAAAUGUGGAAAUGUAAUACCCUGCUUGUAACAGCACUUAUUAUAUCUGUUCAGUUUUUAUUCCACUACACUGUAUUCAUAUUGUUAAAGUCUGAUAGUUAAUCGCCCGCUCUGACAAUUGUGAAAUUAAACCUUAAAAGACACACAAACUACAUUGUAAUUAGAAUACACGAAAAAUAUUGUUGGUCUUCAUUCCAAUCAAGGAGGAGCACACCAGGCUGGAAUCAAUUAAUCAGCUGAUCUCAGUCUUCAGCUGAUAACUAAGUGAUUCCUUGAUGCUGAUUGGUUGGCCCGGUGUGCUCCUCCAUGGUUGGAACUAAAACCUGCAGCCACACGGCCCUUUAUGGAAUCAGUUUGACAUAUGUGGUCUAAAUGAACAAAUUAUGUAUUAAUCAACGUGACGAAUUUGCUUCCAAAAUGACGCUUGAUCUCUGUGUUUCAAUCAGUAAAUAGUCUAAAUUCGCCAACAGUAGUUCAGUGAUUUGGAAGAUGUGUAGUUGCCUUUUUGGGCCUCUUGAUGGCGCUAUGUUUUAAGAUUUAAUUUUUACAGUAUUUUGCAUAUUGUCAUGUAUCUUCCAGUUUCAGUGCAAAUGUUUUGUUUAAAUGUUCUGUGUAUUAAAGCCUGUCAUAAAGACGA
This is a messenger RNA of Chelmon rostratus (copperband butterflyfish), 6342 nucleotides long. RefSeq names its product transmembrane protein 71 (gene tmem71). The coding region runs from base 297 to 1229 and encodes 310 amino acids. NCBI's taxonomy places the organism in Eukaryota, Metazoa, Chordata, Actinopteri, Chaetodontiformes, Chaetodontidae. The transcript has 11 exons. The record is from RefSeq and is a predicted model, not a curated record.